AUGGGACUCAAUUUAUCGUUAUCUGUUGCCACACACGACAAUUCUAUGACAGAAGAGAAAGAUGGUAUAAUUAAACAAAAUAUCAAAUUACCUGGAGAUUGUGAUAACGGCAGACUAGCGUUUGUUCUUUUAAAUGUAUUUACAAAAGAAGAAUGUCAAGCAUACAUCGAUUUAACAGAAGCAAAAGGUUACAUUCCAGCUUUGACUCACUUUGGCAGAGGAGUUAAACGCCUUGUGCCACAUUAUCGAAACAAUGAUCAUUGUAUUAUCGAUAGUGUCGAAAUAAUGAGUAUUAUAUGGCAACGUGUCAGAUCCUAUAUCCCUAAAGAAUGGAAUAAUAAUUAUCAAAUCCUUAGUUUAAAUGAAUGUUUGAGAUUUCUUCGAUACGAUGUGGGACAAAGAUUUGAAGCACAUGUCGACAGUGCUUAUCGACGUAAGAAUAGAUCACACGAAAGAAGUUUUCUAACAAUUCAAGUCUGUUUAAAUGAAGGAUUUCAGGGUGGAGCAACAACAUUUAUCGAUCCAGGUGGACCGAAUCCUAAGGCUGAUAUGUCAUAUAUACCAAAACAGGGGAUGGUCUUAGCCUUUGAACAUUGUUUACUGCAUGAAGAAAGCGCUUUGAUUAGUGGACGAAAAUAUACAAUUCCAACCGAUGUCAUGUAUAAACCAAAACAAAUGAAGAAAAAAAAUAUACGUUGA
Didymodactylos carnosus is the source of this 699-nucleotide messenger RNA. The record is from the annotation of a GenBank genome assembly. Lineage: Eukaryota; Metazoa; Rotifera; Eurotatoria; Philodinida; Philodinidae.